Leucoraja erinaceus (little skate) is the source of this 5010-nucleotide messenger RNA. Its product is annotated as oligophrenin-1-like. Lineage: Eukaryota; Metazoa; Chordata; Chondrichthyes; Rajiformes; Rajidae. Bases 443 to 2908 code for a protein of 821 amino acids. The record is from RefSeq and is a predicted model, not a curated record. The transcript has 24 exons. Gene Ontology annotation, molecular function: protein binding; GTPase activator activity. Gene Ontology annotation, biological process: signal transduction. Gene Ontology annotation, cellular component: cytoplasm.
CCCUCCCUCUGACGGUGCCCAUGAAGUGCAGAGCGCAGGGGUGGCCCCGACAGAGCGGGAGCUGCCGCCGCCGCCGCCGCUACUGCUGCUGCUGUAACGCCCAUUACAGCUCCUGACACAGUGAAGGAACUGGCGUGGGUGCAGAAUUAGCGCUGUCACACCGGGGCUGUAUCGGCAGUACAGGCGGCCAAAGCAAGGGCGAAGGUGGGGAGGAGAGAGAGAGAAUAGAUACAUCUGGCAACAAGACCAUUGUUAGUCACAGCUGAUUCCCGGGGUCAGCCGCUGACAGAGGCGAAAGCGAACUUGAGUUGCAAUUGCACAGGCGUCGGAGCCGCGGGCAGGGCGAGUGGAAGCGGAAGCGGCUGUGAACGCCCCCACCCACCCCACAAGGACCGGAGAGAGAGGUGGGGGUGUAAGUGUGUACCGAGCCCGUGAACCCACCAUGGGGCACCCGCCGCUGGAGUUCAGUGACUGCUCUCUCGACAGCCCCGACUUCAGGGAGCGCCUGAAAUCUUACGAGCAGGAGCUGGAGAAGACGAACAAAUUCAUCAAGGAAGUGAUCAAAGACGGCAACUCGCUGAUCAGUGCCAUCAGGAAUUACUCCUCCGCUGUGUCAAAGUUUUCACAGAGCCUACAUGCGUUCCAGUUUGAGUUCAUUGGCGAUACAUUAACAGAUGAUGAGAUUAAUAUCGCUGAAUCCUUCAAGGAAUUUGCAGGGCUGCUGCAGGAAGUGGAAGACGAAAGGGUCAUGAUGAUUCAGAAUUCCAGCAAUUUCUUAAUUAAACCUUUGGAGAGCUUUAAGAGGGACCAUAUUGGAGUUGCAAAGGAGAAAAAGAAAAAGUUUGAAAAAGAAAGUGAGAAGUUCCACUCUGCACUUGACCGACAUCUUAGUCUCUCCUCGAAGAAGAAGGAGUCCCACCUGCAGGAGGCCGACGUGCAGGUUGACAGAGAGAGGCAGAACUUCUACGAAGCAUCUUUAGAGUACGUUUACAAAAUUCAAGAGGUUCAUGAGAGAAAGAAGUUUGAGGUGGUGGAGCCAGUACUGGCAUUUCUCCAUAGUCUUCUCACUUUUCAACACUUGACAUUUGAGCUGACUCAGGAUUUCUUGCCCUAUAAACAGCAGCUACAGCUAAGUCUACAACAUACGAGGAACCACUUCAUGGGCACUCGGGAAGAGAUGGAGGACCUUAUGAAACGAAUGAAAGAAGCUCCACAAUCCUGCAAGUUACCAGGACAACCCACCAUCGAAGGCUACCUCUUCUUUCAGGAGAAACGGGCUCUAGGAUUUUCGUGGGUGAAAUAUUAUUGCAAGUACGUGAAAGAUGCCAAAGCUCUAACCAUGAUAUCCUGUGAUCCAAAACCUGGGGUAAAGCAAGAAUUUAAACUGAAGUCCUGCAUUCGGAGGAAAACCGAAUCCAUUGACAAGCGAUUCUGCUUUGACAUUGAGUUGGUUGAAAGGCCGGGCCCUGUCACACUGCAAGCACUAUCAGAAGCCAACAGAAAGUUAUGGAUUGAAGCAAUGGAUGGCAAAGAGCCGAUCUAUAUCACUCCAAAUGCGAAACCAGAGGAAAUGCAAUUGACUGAGCUUGGCUUGAGGUUUAUGAGGAGAUGCAUCAAUGCAGUGGAGUCCCAAGGGAUUACUAGCGAGGGUGUUUACAGAACCGUUGGCAGCAGCUUUCAAGUACAGAAACUACUAACUCAGUAUUUUGAUCUAAACCAUCCGGGUGAUGUUGACCUGCAGAACAGCGAGUGGGACAUAAAGACAAUCACCAGCGCACUGAAGCACUACCUCAGGAAUCUUGAAGAGCCAGUGAUGACUUACAAGCUGCACAAAGAAAUCCUCUCGGCAUCCAAGUCGGACAACCUGGAUUAUCGGCUGGGCGCCAUUCACUCCUUGGUGUACAAGCUACCUGAGAAGAAUCGGGAAGUACUUGACCUUAUAAUUAAACAUCUAAUGAAUGUUUGCAGCCACAGUAAGGAGAACUUGAUGACUGCUUCCAACAUGGGAGUGAUAUUCGGGCCCACCUUGAUGAGACCACAGGAAGACACUGUCGCGGCCAUGAUGAACAUCAAGUUUCAGAACAUCGUUGUGGAAAUCCUUAUUGAACAUUAUGAAAAGAUAUUCCACUCCCUGCCUGAGGAUAACGCUGCUCCUCCAAUACCGCCACCUAGAGCGGCGCCUCGGAAACGGCAGCCAAUCACAAUCUCCAAGCGGCCGGCUCGCCAUCGCCCCAAUCUCAGCAUGUCGGGUUCAGUGGACGUGGAAGGUCAGCAUCCUUGUGGCGCAGGGAACGCAAACCAAAAUGCAAAUGGAGGCCAUCAUCUGGAGCUGGGCAUUGUGGGCUCCCCCCCCAGCCCAAUCCCACUGCAGCGAUCGACGAGGCCAAUCCUGGGCAGUGUGCGUGCGGCAGACGUCGAGGCUCCUGCUCGAUACGCUGCCGGCAGCCAGAACUCAGAGAUGGACGGAGGAAAACCUGCACCAAAAUUGAAAGAAGGCGGUCUAAAGAUGGGGCCAAAGUUUGUAAAUGGGGCACUUGUGCCAGACCAGACCUCUGCCGGUGUCUCUCGAGCAUCAUCCUUUCAAUCAAAGGCACUUUCUUCCAAAAUGUUUUACACUGAUGAUGGUGAUUAUAGUAACGUUAAUGUACAUCGGCCCCACCAUGAGAGGAGUUCGUCAGGUCUACAGCGGCCGCCCAUGAGACCACCGGAUCCUCCUAGUCGGGAUAAGGUCCCUCCACCGCUGAGAAUGGAGCCUCCCAGCAGCAUGGAAGACACCCCACCAUCAGUGGUUGCUUCCAGAGCCAAGUUUUUUGAAAAGGCUGCUAGAGUAUCAGGCAGUGUGAACCCUUCUCCGCCCCUGUCCCCGCCUGUAAGCCGCAACAACGCUGCGAAAGAUGAGACUUCAUGAGAGAAAGGCCUAGCUGGUUUCAGGGAAGCCUCUGAUCAGAACUGGAACAAAUAUUUAUGUGAACUGCCGCACCUAUCAAGAUCACAUCUGGAACAUCCUCCAGUUACUGCAAAUGCAUCUUCACCAGGAGUUGUUCCAUCCCAGCCAGUGAAGUAGUGGACUGCUUUGAGUGGUGGUGUCCUUCAGCUAAUUGUUGCAUUUCCUUCCCUUCAAUCUAUUCUGCUGCAAGAUUGCAUAAUCCCAUCUUGUCUUUUUUUCCCCCUGAACACCCAGCCCUGUUUUUGAGAGGUCAGCUGUGUAUUUAAUCAAGAAAUGUUAAAGUACUACUGGUAAUACGUACAAACUUCGUUAAAUGUGCAAUGUAUUUUAUGUAAAACACCCCGCAAAAUGUGGGGCUUAGUGUUGGGAAGAUUUUGCUCGACCAUCAAUCCAACUAGGGUAAAUAUAAGAAAAGAUGUCAUGACUGUACAAUUUUUUUGAUUCAAAGCAUAAAUAGUAAUUUUGUAACAUAUGAAGGACUGUUUAUAUCUCAAUCGUGUUAUCAGUGAAGAUUAUUCUCACUGGCUGCAGGGUGGGUAGUGAGAGCUUCAACUAGAAGCCAUGCUAUUCUUCGGAGGAGUUCAGGCAGCAACAUGUCCUGUUGUAUCAAAAGAUUACUGUGAUUUGUUGCCCUUUAUGUUGAACUGUGACACUGACAUUGGCAACCUGGUUUUUGCAACUUGGUUCCCAGCCCCAGCUGCCUCUGAUCGAAGGAAUUGCUGGACCCCAGUUGGAGCACAGUAAAGACGACCAAUAUCCAGCAAAUCAGCGCUAAAACCAGCAUCUCACAAUGUAACAGGUUGCGUCCUGUCAACCUAUUAAUCUCACAUUGGUGGAGAAUGGAUUUUUAGUUCAUUAUUUACUUCAUGUUUAAUUAGUAUUUUUAGAGUAACUCUAUUUCUUAAAAAGGACACUUAUUGAAUGCAUUCCAUUGAAGUAAUUUGGCAACUGGACACUUUUAGUACCUGCCUUUGGUUCCAUGUUAGGCUGUGGAGCGCCGCCUAAUCACUAGACAAUGCCAGGCUCCCACACAAAAGGAGCAGGAACCCACAAUCCAGAUGUGGAGAACAAUCCGUCCCUCAUCUACCAACAUCUGGCAGUGCAAAGGAGAGGCAAAGUUCCUGGAACUGGAGAGACUGAUCCAUCUGGUGUAUUCUUCCCCAUUUGGGAUGAGUAGUCUCGUUUGGGGAGAUCAAAGGGAAUGUUUCUAACACAGGUUUUGAACCUGAGCCUUUUUGAUCUCGCUGCAGAGUCCAAAGCUGUGAGAUCUUUCAUUCCCCAGUUCUAACACUCUGGCUAACACACCUCACGAUAAUAAACUUUCACAAAGAAAAGAAGAAUCCAUAAAGCAACUAAUUAAAGACAGUUGUUGUAUAUAUAGAGUUCCUUCAUAUGCAGUGAUUGAUAGAUUAUUUAAAAAAAUAUGUUGCUCAGUGCACAUUCCUGAUGUCCAUUAGAUAACACCCCUGUAAAUCAUGGUUACUUUGUAAACUACAGUGCAAUUAAAUUAUUGGGCAAAUAACAUUUUCUGGUUUAAAAAAAAUGUAUUCAUCACUUAGUUCACUUUUUUAUUGAUUUGGAUGUAAAUUGCCCUGUUGGAAAAUGUAUUUAUCGUUUAAAAAUGAUUCAAUGGCCUUAGAUCUUUUCUCUCCCAACAGAAUGUUGUAGCUGCUUAGCCACUGGUUUAAAUCAUCCUGUUUUAAACAUGGAAGUGUGCAGCAAUCCUGAAAAUCUUUGAGUCAUCACGGUCAUCUUUGGUCACACAGCAGUUGGGAAUUUUAUACCUAGUAAACAACACUGAUAUACAUUGGAUAAAGACACCACGACCCUUAAAUUGGCAGUUGCACUGAUGUGGAUUGUAAGGCAGACACAGCAAGAGUUGGGUGGCUUCAAUACGAUCAACAUUUAUGUUAUUCGAAGCUUGAUAUCAUGGAGAUUAGUUGUUGUGUGUCACCGUCACAAAAUAUGUCUAUUUCUCAAUGAGGGGUGUCAUGCUGUGAAGUUUAUUUUAAUUGACAUAAAUCUCUUUUCCCAUUUACAAAGUAAUGAAGAGACAAGUAAUG